UUUGUGUUUCCCGCACCGUCAAUCAAAAUAGAAACAAUUGACUAGAAUCACGGAUUGCAGCCAGCCUUCGAAUACUGUAAGCAUGUUUCGCUUGUGGUAAUACAGAGAUUCUGCGAAAUAAAAUAAUUCACGCAAUGACUGCCCCAGAACAGCCAGUGAAACAAGAGGAAAUGGCUGCCUUGGACGUGGACAGCAAUCAAAGCGAGUUUCUGCAGCAAGACUGUGGCACAGGAGAUCAGGACACUCAGUCGUCAUCGCUCGCUCUGCUGGCAGCUACCUGCAGCAAGAUCGAGUCGGCAUCAUCAGAUGGGGGUAACGGUGCUGCCGCUGUAGUGACGACAGACCUAACAUCCAUCCAGUUAACAGGGAACCCAGAUAGAUGGGAGGUUUUGACCCCCACAACAACACGGAAGGAGGAACCUGGCGCGGUCCAUAUCCAGAGUCGGGGGAUCGUGACAUCAAACGGACAGUAUGUUCUUCCUCUCCAGAACCUUCAGAGCCAACCUAUCUUUGUGACAUCAGGAAGCGACACAUCCGCCAACACAGUGCCUAACAUUCAGUACAUUCAGACAGCUGAUGGACAGCAACUGAGCUUCUCCACCUCCAGUGAGGAGGGGGCCACUCUGAGCCAAGAUGCCACAGGGCAGAUCCAGAUCUUGCCUGACGGAACUCAGACUAUAAGUGUGACUGGGGCUGGAGACAUCCUUACUAAUAACCAGAACCUCAUAUCACAGACUGGUCAUGUCCAGCAGAUCCAGGGUGUUUCUAUCGGCAGCUCCACCUUUAACAACCAGGGACAGGUUGUCACUAAUGUGCCUAUGGGGUUGCCAGGGAACAUCACCUUUGUCCCCAUUAGCAGUGUGGACUUGGACUCCCUGGGCCUCUCUGGUGCUCAGACUAUAGCAACAGGGGUCACUUCUGAUGGCCAGCUCAUCAUGACCAGUCAGCGUGUGGACAGCUCUGAGAGUUUGGAGAAGACAGGUGAUCAGCUCUCGCAAACACUGUCUGUAAAUGACUCGAAUGCUAAUGCAGACAUGUAUGUGCCAACGUCCUCCGCCCAGCUGCCUGAGGCCAUGGAUGAGACGGGUGUUCUAACCCAAGCCCCAGAGCAGACAGACCCCUCUGGUCUCCAGGAGGGCUACAUUCAGCAGAACCAGGUCCAGAACAUCCAGGUGUCCUCAGGCCAGUCCAUCAUCCAGCUGCAACAGGUGCCAGUCCAGACCAGUGAUGGUCAGGUGGUCCAGGCAGCAGGGGGACAGACCAUGCAGAACGUUCAGCUCAUCAACCCAGGGACCUUCAUCAUCCAGGCCCAGACCGUCACGGCCUCAGGGCAGAUCCAGUGGCAGACCUUUCAGGUGCAGGGGGUCCAGAACCUCCAGAACCUCCAGCUGUCCACCAACCCAGCCCAGCAGAUCACACUUGCCCCAUUGCAAACCCUGUCUCUGGGCCAGGGAGAAGCGCAACAGAUCCCCAACCUGCAGACUGUGACUGUCAACUCUUUGGUCCAGGCAGGGAUUCAGUACCAGCAGGCAGAGGACACCAACAGCCCUGGAGACGUCCAGAUAAAGGAGGAGCCGGACUCAGAGGACUGGCAGCUGGGCAGUGACUCCACUCUGAACACCAGUGACCUUUCCCACCUGCGGGUCAGGCUAGAGGACGAGGAGGACCAGCUCGGCGAGGGGGGCAAGCGGCUACGCAGAGUGGCCUGCACCUGCCCCAAUUGCAAAGAGGCUGGGGGGAGAGGAUCCAACAUGGGGAAGAAGAAGCAACACAUCUGUCACAUUCCGGGCUGUGGGAAGGUGUACGGGAAGACGUCCCACCUGCGCUGGCACUCAGGGGAGCGGCCCUUCGUCUGCAGCUGGAUGUACUGUGGGAAGAGGUUCACACGCAGCGACGAACUGCAGAGACACAGAAGGACACAUACAGGGGAGAAGAAGUUUGUCUGCCCGGAAUGUUCCAAGCGCUUCAUGCGGAGCGACCACCUGGCCAAGCACAUUAAAACUCACCAGAACAAGAAAGGAGUCAUGAACUCUGUGAGCAACGCGGUGGUGGGCUCCAUGGAGUCCGCGGGCUCGUCAGACAGCAUCAUCACGGCGGGCGGCACCACCCUCAUCCUCACCAACAUCCAGCAGGGCUCCAGUAACUCCCAGGACAUCCUGGCCAAUGCUGAAAUCCCACUACAACUGGUCACUGUAGCAACCGGAGAAGUCCUAGAGAUGGCCGAGUCACAGUGACACUCACUUGCUCAUCACUCAUUUUCCCUGCUUGUUUUUUUAUAUACAUGAAUGAAAUAUAUAUAUAUAUUAUUUAUUACCAGUCAAAAGUUUGGACACACCUACUCAUUCCAGGUUUUU
Molecule: messenger RNA, 2354 nt
Organism: Salvelinus namaycush (lake trout)
Lineage: Eukaryota; Metazoa; Chordata; Actinopteri; Salmoniformes; Salmonidae
Product: transcription factor Sp3-like
Exons: 7
Coding region: 135-2234 (699 amino acids)
Biological process (GO): regulation of transcription by RNA polymerase II
Molecular function (GO): RNA polymerase II cis-regulatory region sequence-specific DNA binding; DNA-binding transcription factor activity, RNA polymerase II-specific
Source: RefSeq, a predicted model, not a curated record